AUGUCGAAAGUUCCAGUGGUAGGGAUAGUAGCAGCGCUGCUGCCAGAGAUGGGCAUCGGUUUCCAAGGUAAUUUGCCUUGGAGACUAGCCAAGGAGAUGAAAUAUUUUAGAGAAGUCACUACAUUGACCAACGAUAACAGCAAACAAAAUGUAGUUAUCAUGGGCAGAAAGACAUGGGAAUCAAUUCCUCAGAAAUUCAGACCAUUGCCCAAGAGAAUCAACGUCGUAGUGUCAAGAAGCUUCGAUGGCGAACUACGCAAAGUGGAGGACGGUAUUUACCACUCCAAUUCGCUGCGCAACUGCUUAACAGCAUUGCAAUCGUCCCUAGCUAACGAGAACAAGAUUGAACGCAUAUAUAUCAUUGGUGGUGGAGAAAUCUACCGUCAAUCAAUGGAUCUGGCUGACCACUGGCUCAUCACAAAGAUUAUGCCGCUGCCAGAGACCACCAUCCCACAAAUGGACACUUUCCUACAAAAACAAGAAUUGGAACAGAGAUUCUACGACAACUCUGAUAAAUUAGUAGACUUCUUACCAUCUUCAAUACAAUUGGAAGGAAGACUUACUUCCCAGGAAUGGAAUGGUGAACUGGUCAAAGGCCUUCCUGUCCAGGAAAAGGGCUAUCAAUUCUACUUUACACUGUACACUAAAAAAUAG
Molecule: messenger RNA, 654 nt
Organism: Nakaseomyces glabratus
Lineage: Eukaryota; Fungi; Ascomycota; Saccharomycetes; Saccharomycetales; Saccharomycetaceae
Gene: DFR1
Product: dihydrofolate reductase
Biological process (GO): glycine biosynthetic process; folic acid metabolic process; tetrahydrofolate biosynthetic process
Cellular component (GO): mitochondrion
Molecular function (GO): dihydrofolate reductase activity; NADP binding
Source: RefSeq, a predicted model, not a curated record